This is a messenger RNA of Schistosoma turkestanicum, 1555 nucleotides long. The record is from the annotation of a GenBank genome assembly. NCBI's taxonomy places the organism in Eukaryota, Metazoa, Platyhelminthes, Trematoda, Strigeidida, Schistosomatidae.
AAAGUUUAUGCUUAAUGAUACAUAUUUUCAAUGGUAUUAAAGUUUCAAAACUUUGUAAAAUUAUUUUCACAUAAAACAAAAAUGAAUGAACGAAGCACUGAUAAAUUACAAACUGAUCAAGCAACUGAAGAUGGAUCAAAAGAUGAUGUAACCAAUAAAAAAAGUUGCUUGAUGUGUUUAAGGAGUCGAACAACAUUAAUGAUUAUUGUAUUUGUUGCAUUAUUGUUGGAUAAUAUACUACUGACUACUAUUGUUCCAAUUAUUCCUAAAUUAUUAUCGAACGAAGAAUCGGCAAAAUACAAUUGUACCAAUGGUAAUUGUUCUCAUUCGCCUAAUCAUACAACGGAACAUUUUGAUCCAUAUAUAAAAAUUGGUAUUAUGUUCACUACAAAACCGCUUGUACAAUUUCUAGUCAAUCCAAUUAUUGGUCCUAUUACUAAUAGAAUCGGUUAUAGUAUUCCAAUGUUCACUGGAUUUGUACUUUUGUUUACGUCAACAAUUGUUUUUACUGUCGCAAAGAAUUUCUACUUAUUACUGGUUGCUAGAGCUGUUCAAGGUAUUGGAUCUGCAUGUUCAUCGGUGUCAGGAAUGGGAAUGUUAGCCACUAAUUAUGUUGAUGAAACUGAACGAGGUCGUGCAUUUGCUUUUGCUUUAAGUGGACUUGCAAUAGGAUUAUUAAUUGGUGCACCCUAUGGAGGAAUUACAUAUCAAUUUAUAAGCGAAGAAGCACCAUUUCUUAUACUGGCUGGUUUAAUUAUCUUUGAAGGAAUUCUACAACUGUUCGCCUUAAAACCACGUAUUCAACGUGAAAGUCAAGAAGGUUCUUCGCUACGUGAAUUAUUAAAAGAUCCAUAUAUUUUAAUAGCAGCUGGUGCAAUCACUUUCGGCAAUUUAGGCAUGUCUGUAUUAGAACCAACUUUACCAUUAUGGAUGAAAACUACUAUGAAUUCUACUGAAUGGCAACAAGGUAUUGCAUUUCUACCAGCUAGUUUAUCAUAUCUAUUUGGUACAAAUAUAUUUGGACCGAUUGCACAUCGAAUUGGUAGUGGUUAUAGUGCAGGUCUAGGUUUAUUGAUUACUGCUGGAUGUUUAAUAACAAUACCAUUUUCAAGACGAAUAGAACAUUUAAUAGCGCCAAUGUUUGGUAUGGGAUUUGCUGUUGGCAUGGUUGAUUCAUCUAUGAUGCCAGUUAUGGGUACUUUAGUGGAUUUAAGACAUGUUGCUGUUUAUGGAAGUGUUUACGCAAUUGCUGAUGUAGCAUUUUGUCUUUCAUUUGUGAUUGGACCUAUUGUUAGUGCUAUUCUAGUGAAAUUCUUAGAUUUCAGAUGGAUGAUAUGGAUUAUAGCAAUAUUCAGUUUUAUGUAUGCGCCAUUAACGUUAUUCCUUAGAAAUCCAUCACAAAAGAAAAAUAACAAUUUAAAGAUAAGCGUUUGUAGAUCAAUUUACGGUUUAAACGAAGAACAGUGAAAUCCCAUUCAAUAAAAAACGAUUUUCAUAUUUCAAGUGAAUUUAAUUUAUCAAAAAAAUUGUGAUUAUGCAUUUCUAAUUAUAUAUA